Messenger RNA from Solanum lycopersicum (tomato), 2586 nucleotides. Its product is annotated as receptor-like protein 51. The record is from RefSeq and is a predicted model, not a curated record. Gene Ontology annotation, molecular function: protein binding. Lineage: Eukaryota; Viridiplantae; Streptophyta; Magnoliopsida; Solanales; Solanaceae.
AGUGACCCUUUGUUGUCUCUUUUUCACUAUCUUCAAUACACCUCUGUAAUUGCAAACCAUUUUUCCAUCUUUCUUCAACAAUGGCUUCUUCUUCUCCAGAUCCAUUUUUUCUUCUCAUAUUUUUCACUCUUUUCCUCACCAUUUCCACUUCAAACUCACUUUCUUCCUCUUCCCCAUCACCCCUUUCUUCUCCAUCUCCAAAACCAUCUCCUAUUUCAUCUCCACCAACUCAUUCAUCUUCAUCUGCUCUUGACCCAAAACAACUCAAAGCUCUACAAUCACUCAACAUCCCAACAGGCAAAAGCCCAUGUUCCCCAUCUCACAAUACUACCACUAUUUGUGAUUCUUCAACCCCAUUUAGUCACAUUGUGUCAUUAAACUUCAUUAACUGUUCAGAUGAUGUUGCAUUAUCACUUACUGCUUUGAAAUCAUUGUCUACAGUGAAGGAUUUGGGGUUUUACAAUUGCCCAAUUUCACCUAUUAGGUUACCUUCUCAGCUUGCUUUGAAUCUGAAAUCUUUUACUUGUGUUAGUAGUUUGAAGAAAUUAACUGGGGUUUGGCUUAGCAAAUUGGUUAAUGUUACUGAUUUAACUGUUUCUCAUGUUUCCAUUGUUGCUAGUGGUCCAUCUAUAAUCAUGAAUAGUAUAAAGAAUUUGCACAGUGUUACGAUUUCGAAUGCUAAUCUUACGGGCUAUUUGCCUAAACAUUGGCAUUCGAAUCUUAGUUAUGUCGAUUUGUCUGGGAAUAAACUGAAAGGGAGAAUACCCACUUCGUUAACUGAGCUGGAGAAUCUUGUUUACCUCAAUUUGUCUUCGAAUUCACUUAAUGGAACAAUCCCUGCUUCGUUUGGUGAUUUGUCUUCUUUGCAAAAUGUGUCUUUGGCUUCGAAUUCGUUGUCUGGAUCUGUUCCGGAUUCGUUUGCUGCUAUUCCGGGAUUAGUUCAUCUUGAUUUGGGCUCUAAUCAGCUCAAUGGAACUAUCCCUAAGUUCAUUUCUGAUAUGAAAGGAUUGAAGUAUUUGAAUCUUGAAAGGAAUAACUUUCAUGGUGUUUUGCCUUUUAAUGCUUCAUUUAUAAAGAAAUUAGCUGUGUUGAAGGUGGGAGAAAAUUCGAAUCUUUGUUAUAAUCACUCGACAUUGUCUUCUAAAGUUAAGCUUGGGAUUGCUCCUUGUGAUAAACAUGGGUUGCCUAUGUCACCUCCAGCAUCGAAGGAUAUAAAUUCGGACGAUACAGAUGAUUCUGAUGAUUAUGCUGAUGAUGAGAGUCAGCACCAGGAACAUAGCCAUGGACCAAGUAAGGUUGUUCUUGGUAUUUCCAUUGCACUUUCCUCGAUUGUAUUCUUAAUUAUUUUCUUGAUUUUGUUAGCUAAAUGUUGUAAAUGAGUAUAAAAAUGAAAUCUUGGUUCGUUUAGUUUAGGAAAUUUCUUAAUUGGAUUAUGAAAUUCGUUAAGUUAAUUAUACGUUUGUAUCUUAUUAGAAGUAGAAAGGAUGACUACUUUAUUUGGUGUGAUUCUUUUGAACAAGUUAAAUUGCUGGAGGAAGUGUAUGAUGGGAGACAUUGCCUAUAAAUGAAAAUUUUUCUUUUAUGUAUGUAUUUUGGAUUGACGGAUUGAGGUACAUCGUUUUGAUUUCCUGAUAUAUGGUGACAUUUUGUUGUUUGGAUUCAGCAUUUGCUUCAUUCAUUUGUUGAUUGACAAUAUGAAAGAUUCCUUUAUUUUUCAUGUGUUGGUUACGAGUCAUGACGAUGGAUGAGAUAAUCUCUGUCGUGAGGAUCCUUCAUUUGUCUUGAUGUACCCCGUGUCUGAUGGGCAUGUGGUAAGAGUUUAGAGUACUUCGCUUGGAAAAGGUUGACAUACCCAUACCAGGUACUUACAAAGAAACUGUACAGAACACAUACCCGUAAAAGAGUUCAAGCAACAUAAUGACAAUAUGAAGUAUCUACCGAAUUAGCUCAGUAGUCUAUCGUCUCAGGUUUUGCUGCAAAGAUCAUAGUUUUUGUUGUUACUUGCAUGAAUUUCUUUGUGCUCUACCGGACUUUCCAGUAUUCCUCGUAUGCCCUGUGAUGCCAGUGAUUUUAUGAGAUCUAACAUAAUGCUGUGAAAGCAAAUAUUCCAUUGUAGACCAAAAGUUCAUUAUCUGGCAUUUCAUUUCAUUUGACAGAAGAAGCUCAAUUAGUCCCCUCUUUAGCUGUGUUGCUCGAAUUCUUCAUAAAUAUGUUCAGGUAUGUGUUGAUCCUCCAGAGUUUUGCAUUUUCGGAGGAUCUGACACGGGUGGAGCAACACUUUUGGAGGGUCCGAGUAACAAAGCUCCUUAGCCCCCACUAUGGUACCCGAUCACCAGAAAGGAUUACUAAGGGGUGCUUCCUCGAUGGUUUUUCACUUUCAUUUUUAAAUGCUUAUUGUGAUAAUAGAUCGGAGAGUUCACAUAGUCAAUCCUAACUUGCUUGGGACAGAGGCACAAGUUAUUUUUUUUAAUGUCGUUUUAGUUAUAACGUCUAUUGUUUUGGCCGACUGGUGUAUUUAUUCAUUGUUGUGAAUCCUUGAGAUCUUGUUGGAUAUGUGAUUAACAAGCUAUGUAUUAUUUUAUCGUA